Messenger RNA from Physeter macrocephalus (sperm whale), 2431 nucleotides. RefSeq names its product ciliary microtubule associated protein 1B (gene CIMAP1B). Lineage: Eukaryota; Metazoa; Chordata; Mammalia; Artiodactyla; Physeteridae. The transcript has 6 exons. The coding region runs from base 1585 to 2346 and encodes 253 amino acids. The record is from RefSeq and is a predicted model, not a curated record. Gene Ontology annotation, cellular component: cytoskeleton.
UACCCUGAGAAAACCAUAAUUCAAAAAGCCACAUGCACCCCAAUGUUCAUUGCAGCACUAUUUACAAUAGCCAGGUCACGGAAGCAACCUAAAUGCUCAUCGACAGACGAAUGGAUAAAGAUGUGGUACAUAUAUACAAUGGAAUAUUACUCAGCCAUAAAAAGGAACGAAAUUGGGUCAUUUGUAGAGACGUGGAUGAAUCUAGAGACUGUCAUACAGAGUGAAGUAAAUCAGAAAGAGAAAAUCAAAUAUCGCAUAUUAACGCAAGUAUGGGGAACCUAGAAAAAUGGUACAGGUGAACUGGUUUGCAGGGCAGAAACAGAGACAGAUGUAGAGAACAAACGUAUGGACACCAAGGGGGGAAAGCGGCGGUGGGGUAGGGUGGGGUGGUGGUGGGAUUAAUCGGGAGAUUGGGAUUGACAUGUAUACACUGAUGUGUAUAAAAUGGAUGACUAAUAAGAACCUGCUGUAUAAAAAAAAUAAAUAAAAUUCAAAAAUUCAAAAAAACAUUUUACUGUUUGCUAAGAAUUAUUUUGAAUUGUGAUCAAAUCAUGUGUCCUAUUAUAUCUCUUUAUUCAACUCGUAUGGGCUUUUUUUAAAAAUUGAAGUAGAGUUGAGUUACAAUGUUGUGUCAAUCUCUGCUGUGCAGCAGUGACUCAGUUAUACACACAUAGACACUUUUUUUCAUAUUCUUUUCCAUUAUGGUUUAUCACAGGAUAUUGAAUGUAGUUCCCUGUGCUAUACAGUAGGACCUUGUUGUUUAUCCAUCCUAUACAUAAUAGUUUACAUCUGCUAAUUGUAUGGAUUUUUUUGUGGCCCGGUACAUGAUUAUUUUCUGCAAAUAUUCCAUGGGUUUAAAUAGAUGCAAAGUUCUCUCCCUACACAUAACAAUUAAAUUAAGCUUGAUUUCUUCAUUUUCGCACCUGUUUUUUGUCUGCAUAUCUGUCCGUUUCUGGAAUGGGUGUACUGAAGCCUGGGGAAGGGUGAGGACAGAGUUCUGGUCUGUGGCACAGCCUGCAGGACUCCUGCCAUUGCCAUGGACUCCAAGGAGGAGAGGCGGGGGGGAGGGGAGGGGCGGAGCCAGGUGGGACGGUCCGUCUGGUUGCCUGGAGGCGCGACCUGGACACAAUGGGGUCUGGGAGCUGGGCCGGGCAGGGGCAGGAAUCCAGACACCCCACCCUGCCUUCCCAGCCAGGAGACACAGGAGCAGGUCAGUGCCUCAACUUCGGGGGCCCCCCUCCGGCACCAGGCCCCCCACGCCGCUCCCUGGCCCCGGUAUCCUCCCCCAAUGUCCCUAAAAUAUCCCAGUUCUCCAGAACCCCGGGGAAUUCCUCUCCCGCAGUGUUGAGUCCAAACUUGGAGCGCGUACAUACACCUCCACUGAACUCAUUUUGGGGGUGAGGGACGAGAGACGGCCUCGAAGCUCUGUCCCUGCCCCGCGCCCCUCUGGAGCCGGGAAAACUACCGUUUGUUUCCCCAUCUGGAGGGGAUAGGGAGUGCGGCCCUGCGAGUCAGGGUGGAGGGGCCGGGGCCGCCACCUUGUGUCCGCAGGUGUUGCCGGCAGCAAGCGCUCCCACCGUUACCAUGGGCUCGGAAGUCUGGGUCGGCCCGUGGCGGCCGCACCGGCCCCGCGGCCCCAUCGCAGCGAUCUACAGCGGCCCGGGGCCCAAGUACAAGCUGCCAGCCAGCACCGGUUACAUCCUGCACGACCCGUCGCGGCCCCGCGCCCCCGCCUUCACCUUCGGCGCACGCCUCCCCACGCAGCAGACUUCGCGCGGCCCCGGGCCAGGUCACCUGGUGCCCGCUCGCAUGACCGUGCGCGGCCGCGACGGCGCCCCCGCCUACUCCAUCUUCGGCCGCCCGCGCCACGCAGCGCCCUUCCUCACUCCCGGACCGGGCAGGUACUUCCCGGAGCGAGCAGGGAACGCGGCGUACCCCAGCGCGCCUCGGCACACCAUCGCUCCCCGAAACUGGGGCCUCCGCCCGGAGUCGCAGACCCCAGGCCCCGGGACCUACACUGUGCCCUCGCUCUUGGGCCCGCGCGUCGUCGGUAAAGUCUCGGCCCCGAUUUACUCCAUCUACGGCCGCAGCGCGGUGGGCAGCUUCUGCGAGGACCUCAGUAAGACCCCCGGGCCCUGCGCCUACCAUGCGGUGAGCCCUGGGAUCUACAAGCCCCGGGCCCCCCAGUUCUCGAUGCUGGCGCGGACUUCGUUCCCCCAAGGCAACAGCCUGAAUCCCGGGCCUGCAGCCUACAACUUGGACCAGCACCGGAAGCCUCGCGGCUGGAGCUUCGGGAUCCGGCACUCGGACUACCUGGCCCCGAUGGUGACCGACGUGGAUGACUGACCAGCCGGGCGCGCGCGGCCCCACGAAUGUUUCUUCUUAAAACCUCUGGAGCCAGCAGCCUGUUGGCCUCUCUGUGCUUGCGGCG